Molecule: messenger RNA, 483 nt
Organism: Cornus florida
Lineage: Eukaryota; Viridiplantae; Streptophyta; Magnoliopsida; Cornales; Cornaceae
Product: major strawberry allergen Fra a 1.08-like
Exons: 2
Coding region: 1-483 (160 amino acids)
Biological process (GO): defense response; abscisic acid-activated signaling pathway
Cellular component (GO): cytoplasm; nucleus
Molecular function (GO): signaling receptor activity; abscisic acid binding; protein phosphatase inhibitor activity
Source: RefSeq, a predicted model, not a curated record
AUGGGUGUCACCACUUUCACUGAGGAAUAUACCAACACCAUUGCUCCAGCAAGGUUAUUCAAGGCAUCCAUCCUUGACUCUCACAACUUGAUCCCAAAACUCAUGCCACAAGCCAUUAAAAGCAUUGAGAUUCAAGGCAAUGGAGGGGCUGGCAGUAUCAAACAGAUCAACUUUGCUGAAGGUUACACUUUGAAUUAUUUGAAGUACCGAAUUGAUGAGCUCAAUGAAGAGACGUUCACUUACAACUACACUCUGAUUGAAGGUGAUGAGUCGAUGGACAAGCAAAUUGAAUCAAUUUCUUAUGAGGUUAAGCUUGAGCCAUCUCCUAAUGGUGGAACUGUCUCUAAGAUGAAGAGCAAAUAUUACACCAAGGGUGAUGUUGAGCUAUCAGAAGAGUUUAUUAAGGCUGGCAAGGAAAAGGCCACAGGAAUGUACAAGGUUGUCGAAUCCUACCUCCUGCAGAACCCUGAAGCCUAUGCAUAA